AUGGCUCUUUUUUCUCAUCAUCUCCUCUUCCUGCCUCCUGCCUUGUCGUCUCCCUUCACCUCCGUUUCCCCCUCCCCUCCGUUUCUCGUCCACCCCACGUUCUCCUUUUCUACCUUUCCAUGUCCGGACCUCUCCCACAACUACCUCACAGGAUCUGCAGUCACACCACUUGCUGCACGCAGCCUGGAUCUCUCCAGCAACUUCCUCUCGGGCCAGCUGCCUGAUGAAGCAUGCCAGCCUCUCUCUUUUGAUGCCAACUGCUUCACGCUGCCGCUUGGCUGUGCCUUGGUGCCGCAACGUCAGGAGGCAGCAUGCAACGCAUUUUGUGGCGUCUCCUCUGCUGCUGGUGCUGCUGCUGCGUGUGGAGGGCAUGGGGUGUGCUAUCCAGAGGGGGCUAGCAUGGCACCCACAUGUCUGUGCGACGCGGGAUUUGUGCAAUUUGGAGAGAUCAACUGUGUGGCGCAAGGCCAGAAUAAAACUUUCUCAAGCAGCCAGCCAGUUCUCCCGCCAGCAUCUGUGCUCACCAAGGGAACGCAGCGAGAGACGGGGGGAAGCUUCACUGCAGCGCCUGUGACGCUGUUUGUGUACGAGGCAGGGCAGGCGCUGUCGCGGUGUGGGCUGCAGCUUGCCUUCCACGUCAACUUCACCUUCUCCCUCUCGCCGCGAUCUGGCCGUGUGGGCUUCAACGGCUUUGCCUUUGUCGUCUCGGCGACGAACCAGGUGGGGAGUGGAGCCGGUGUGGGGUAUGGCGGAAUGGACACGCGGAGCAUGGCGAUCGAGUUUGACACUCUACAGAACAAGCAGCACGGCGACAUGAGCAGCCAACAUGUGGGGCUGAACAUUCGAGGCGAGGACAAGUCGGUAGCCGCUGUGAGGUCACCAUUCCCACUGAGCAACAGGAAGGUGUACACGGCGUGGGUGGACUAUGAGCCAGGGGACCCCGGCACCAUUCAAGUCUUCUUGGCUGAGUCGCAGGAGAAGCCGCAGCAGGCAGUGCUGGAGAGGAGGCUGGCGCUGUGUGAGGUACUGCAGGGUGCAGCCGAGCAGCACGCUUUCUUCUUUGGAUUUGUGGCGUCCACCACUGUGAAGCCGUUUCAGCGGCACGUCAUUCUUGAAUCCUCAGUGGACACAGGUCUUCCUGCUUCUCCCCGACAAAUCACACGUAUUCCAGCCUAUGGCCUGCGGCUAUCAACGGACACGUACCUGCCAGAGUGGGCCAGCCCCUUCCCGCGCUACGUGAGUGCGGACUACCGAGUGGCGCCCAGCAAGCAGGACUCGUGGUUCAUCAGCGACUUCCACUCUUGGGACUCUACCUUCAAGUACCAAAAUCCUGGAAGCUAUACUGGCAGACUGAACCACGUUGUACUCGUUAUUGGAUACUUUGUCUUGAGAAAUGACGGCAGCCAAAAUCGCAUUGCGCCUCCAUUUUGGAUCAUCCGCAACUCAUGGGGAGUGGAGUGGGGUGAUCAGGGCCACAUGCGCAUAGACAUUCAGGGAGGCGAUGGCGUGUGUGGCAUCAACGUGCUACCUGGCAUCUACCCCAUUGUCAAGAUCCCCAAGGACCCUUGCGGCCAGAAGAGCUUCAAGGGUGAUGGCGAUCUGCAGCCCACCAUGAACCCGUUGGACGUGUGUGGGGCAGACUUGAAGAACCCGUGCUACGUGGGGGCAUGCAUCAACGAUGGCAAGGGCUCCUACUCCUGCAUCUGCCCACCCAACUACGUUGCCAGCACAACCAUUGACAAUUUCCCUACCUGCGACCCAGGUACUGCUGCAUCCUCCUCAUGUGCGAGAGGGCCGCUACUUCAUUCAGUGGUUCUUGUAUCAUAG
Closterium sp. Naga37s-1 is the source of this 1827-nucleotide messenger RNA. The record is from the annotation of a GenBank genome assembly. Lineage: Eukaryota; Viridiplantae; Streptophyta; Zygnematophyceae; Desmidiales; Closteriaceae.